AUGUAGAGAUGCUUCAGACCAAACCAGACACUCCAGUAGCUGGAGAUGAAGUUUCUCUAACUACAAAAGACUCAAUGCUCCGCAAGUUUUUAGAAGGCAGCAACAUGGAUGUACCAGAUUCAGAGGAAGUUUACCAGCAGUAUGGUGAAGAUGUAUACUACUCAGUGGAACAAGAUACUCUUCCACAGGAAAUGGCUAGCAGACCUCCAGUUCCUGUUCCAAGACCGGAAUCCAGCUCUCCACAGCCGGACAAUGAGCUGUACAUCUCCAAAAUUUUUGCACAAAAAGCUCAAAGACCUGAGAAUCUCUAUGUCCCUAGAGGAAGGGUUAAGAAAGAGACAAUAGUCAGGCCUCUAAGGGACCUGUCUCAAUCAAGCAUAUAUGAUCCAUUUGCUGGAAUGAAAACACCAGGUCAACGGCAGCUGAUUACGUUACAGGAGCAAGUGAAAAUGGGCAUACUCACUGUUGAUGAAGCUGUACUUCAUUUUAAGGAGUGGCAACUGAACCAGAAAAAGAGAUCAGAAUCAUUCCGGUUCCAGCAG
This is a messenger RNA of Tauraco erythrolophus (red-crested turaco), 542 nucleotides long. The record is from RefSeq and is a predicted model, not a curated record. NCBI's taxonomy places the organism in Eukaryota, Metazoa, Chordata, Aves, Musophagiformes, Musophagidae.